Sclerotinia borealis F-4128 is the source of this 471-nucleotide messenger RNA. The record is from the annotation of a GenBank genome assembly. NCBI's taxonomy places the organism in Eukaryota, Fungi, Ascomycota, Leotiomycetes, Helotiales, Sclerotiniaceae.
AUGUCGGCCAAUUCUGCUUCCGGAGGAAUCAAGGAGGAUGCCCCCGCCUCGUCCACUGAUCAUUCUUUAUUGUCCCAGACAGGAGAAGCUGUCCAACCGGCUCCAUCAACCAGGGAUGAAGGCCCAAUCGAUGUCCCUAUGAAAAUCCGCCGUCAAAAGCAGCCUCAGCUCCCUUCCAUUUUUCUUCCGAAGAGCAAAUGUACCUCCAAAUUCACUCCAGCAAUUAUUCACAGAAAUAAACGCGCAUUUCAAGCAUUAAACAACCAGGCUACCCUCAAUGCUUGGAAAUUCCGGCAAAGCCAUCUUAGUGUUAACGACGUCACCUCGAGAAAUCUUGAGCGAGGCAGCGCCUACCAGAAAGGUCUACUGGCAAAUGUUACAGAUGCCACCACGGAUAUGGAAGUUAUAUGGGCUCCCGCCGACUUCCUAGGCUACGGAGUUGAACUUCAGAUUAUUGUGACACAGUUUUGA